AUGGUGCAAGACCCUUUGUUUGGAGAAAAUGACGGUGUGCAACAACAACCCCAGAACCUGUACAUGGUGAACAGGAAUGAGCACGCUGAUGGAGUUUUGGAAAGAAUUCGACACCAGAAUGCUGGGGGGCAGCAAAAUGUUGCAGCCGUGGUCGAACAAUUGUUAAACCAACAUGAUUUUAAUGUGGGUUUUACGAAUAGACCCCAUUUUGUCUCAGCCUUUACUGAAGAGGUUCUCGAAGCAGAGCUUCCUCGAGGAUGGAAAGUCCCUAAGUUUACUAAAUUCUCAGGAGACUCUGGAGAGUCUACUGUUGAACAUGUAGCUAGGUAUCAAAUUGAAGCUGGGGAUUUAGCCAUCAAUGAGAAUUUGAAGAUGAAAUACUUCCCUAGUUCUCUAACUAAGAACACAUUCACAUGGUUCACAACCCUUGCCCCAAGGUCAGUUCACACGUGGGCUCAAUUGGAAAGAAUCUUCCAUGAGCAAUUCUUUAGGGGAGAGUGUAAGGUGAGCCUGAAGGACCUGGCAAGUGUCAAGAGGAAAACGGCUGAGUCCAUAGACGAUUAUCUGAACAGGUUCACGAUGCUGAAAUCUCGAUGCUUCACUCACGUCCUAGAGCAUGAGCUGUUUAUCUUGGCCGCAUGCGGCUUGGAAUAUUCUAUUAGGAAGAAACUCGACACGCAAUACAUUCGAGAUAUGUCACAACUUGCAGACAGGGUGAGGCACGUCGAGUUAUCAAAAGCUGAAAAGUCUGACGAAAAGGCUAAGACUACCAACAAGUAG
Molecule: messenger RNA, 780 nt
Organism: Lotus japonicus
Lineage: Eukaryota; Viridiplantae; Streptophyta; Magnoliopsida; Fabales; Fabaceae
Exons: 1
Coding region: 1-780 (259 amino acids)
Source: RefSeq, a predicted model, not a curated record